AUGGCAUGCUAUUUUGGUUGGAUAGUACUUGACUUGCGCGAAGUUUUUAAUACAAUACUUAUCAACAAUUAUGUCAAAUCAAGAGCAAUGGGCAUCGCCGUGCGUUUAUUCUGCUUAAAUCAUCAUAUUUUCAAAUUCCUGCUUAUUAAUUAUAUGUGCGAAACAGUUAGUGCGAAGGCAAGUGCAACAGCAGAUUUAUUAAAUAAAUUGUCAUAUGUCACUUAUGAUGUUGAAAUUCGUGAACUUAUUUCUCAGUUUUCAUUGCGAAUAGUGUAUGCACCCCUUAAAUUCUGUGGAAUCGGAUUUUUCCAAUUUGGUUUCAAAUUUCUUCAUAAGUUUAUCACGUCUAUCGCGACUGUUUUAAGGUAA
Messenger RNA from Acromyrmex echinatior (Panamanian leafcutter ant), 369 nucleotides. Its product is annotated as putative gustatory receptor 28b. The record is from RefSeq and is a predicted model, not a curated record. Gene Ontology annotation, biological process: sensory perception of taste; male courtship behavior; chemosensory behavior. NCBI's taxonomy places the organism in Eukaryota, Metazoa, Arthropoda, Insecta, Hymenoptera, Formicidae. Gene Ontology annotation, cellular component: axon; neuronal cell body; membrane.